Messenger RNA from Microcebus murinus (gray mouse lemur), 850 nucleotides. Lineage: Eukaryota; Metazoa; Chordata; Mammalia; Primates; Cheirogaleidae. The record is from RefSeq and is a predicted model, not a curated record.
AUGGGUGCUGCUUUUGGAGAUGGGAUGGAUGGUCGCUACUUGCGUAGACAGCAAAGUCGUUCUUCUCACCCUAAAUGGAAGGUGUUCAUUAUCUCGGUGCUGAACAACGACAGUCGGGACAAGAAGAAACAAGCAACCGCAGCAGGAGAAGCAAGACUCUGUCAUCAAAAUAAUAAUAAUAAUAAUAAUAAUAGAUGUCUUUGCUUUCUGCCCUCUGUCGCAGGUCCCUCCAUAGUGACGCCCCCCAAGGACAUCUGGAACGUCACGGGCGCGCAGGUGUACCUGAGCUGCGAGGUCAUUGGGAUCCCAACGCCUGUCCUCAUCUGGAACAAGGUACAAAGGGGCCACUAUGGAAUUCAAAGGACGGAACUCUUGCCUGGUGACCGGGACAACCUGGCCAUUCAGACCCGGGGUGGCCCAGAAAAACAUGAAGUGACUGGCUGGGUGCUGGUGUCUCCUCUGAGUAAGGAAGAUGGCGGGGAAUAUGAGUGCCACGCGUCCAAUUCCCAGGGACAGGCCUCGGCAUCAGCGAAAAUUACAGUGGUUGAUGCCUUACAUGAAAUACCGGUGAAAAAAGGUGAAGGUGCUGAGCUAUAAACAUGCAGAAUAUGUCUUAGUCUGCAUAGCUAAAAGUAGUCAUGGAUAACUACAAACCCCCCCCCCAUUCUUGCCUAAUAACAAGUUUCUAUUAAUCCAGUCUACUAACACUUUAUAUUCACCGGUCGGACACAGAGAGACACAAAAUAAAGAUAACACGUGAAGACUAUCUACAAAAAUUUAUUGUCUAUUUACAGAAGAAUGAAAGCCUGCAUGUCACUAAACAAAACAAAUAAAAUGCUUUUUAUUGCAA